AUGUCUUGCUUCAUUUUUAUUCUACAGUUAUACUUUUGCAUAAUUCCUUCAAAGGCUGUGGCUCAAGACGGUAUGAUAUGCUUUAGAUGUUCAACAAACUCGUGUAUUGAGUCGAAAUACGGUUUAAACUGGUGUCUAUACAUGUUACGUAAUCGGGGUUUUAGGAAUGUCUUUCCUAGAGAAAACAGCUUUAAUCAUGGGAAAUGUUUGACAUCAGUUAGGGAAUAGUUUUAAACGGAUAUAUUAAUUUAAGACUGAAAAUCAUCGCUGUAGAAGCAGAGAUCGUCAACAGAAGAUAUUCUAUGAUGACGCACGCCGCCUUUUCACAAACAAGAAUAUCUACUCGUUUCAGGAAAAGAAACUCAUAACUUUACUGCCCAUAGUUUUAACAAUUGCAGUCACAUAUCAAACUACUACCAUAGGUACUUUCUUUUUCUUGUUUUCAAAUUUUUAUUAUUUUCUUGAUAUUAAGCGUAUACGCUCAUUACUUCUUCGGUUAAAAAUCAUGUGGAGAAUGCAUUAGGGUUAUUUUUGUAUGUGUGUGUUUGGAAAGAGCAAAUUGAACAUAAAUAUAUGAUUAUAGCUGAACAUAAUUGAAAUGGCGCCGGUCAAUCUCAAAAGGUACUAAUGAGCGUGAGAUAAAAAUGUUAUGGACAUCUGCCCCGAUGUUUUAUCCUUUUAUCCGCAUCGCUUGAAAGAGCCACCACCAUGAUUACAUGAUUACGCUGUAACUUCUCCCACCAACAGUGUUUUUUAAUUGCUAAGUCUUAACUUAAAUUUUUGUUUUUGUAUGUUUUUUAUGUGUCAUGUUUUGUUGAUAUAUCUAGAAAAAGAUAUCUCAUUACUUCAGCUUCUUUUGCUUUUUUUUUUGAUAAUUUUUUUUUCGUGAAAAUGAGGGCGGGUGAAAAUAUAUCAAAAGUCCCGUAUCUUUACCUGAUAUUACCCUGCUAUUGAAAUCUCUAUCUCUAGACCAAAACCGUGCAUGAACUUGAUAAUUUUAUUCUCUUUUGUUAUUUUAAAACUAAACAGGUGAAGAAAGUCGAGCCAUUGUUUUCAAAGAACCAAUACGGGACAAAGUCAUGGAGGGGCACUUAAUCAGGCUUGUAGAGGUACCCCACCAAGGGAGCUGUAAUGUGCUAUGCUAUAUGGAGCCCAAUUGUGUGUCCAUAAACUUGGGGCCUUCGCAAGGAGGCAACUACAUUUGUGAGUUGAACAAUGCUUCAGACGAAAGUCCAGGCUCAUCCGACCUUCAGAGUAAGCAAGAUUAUAUCCAUCUAAGCAUCGAGGUAAAGUGA
This is a messenger RNA of Pocillopora meandrina, 1295 nucleotides long. NCBI's taxonomy places the organism in Eukaryota, Metazoa, Cnidaria, Anthozoa, Scleractinia, Pocilloporidae. The record is from the annotation of a GenBank genome assembly.